This is a messenger RNA of Linum tenue, 1229 nucleotides long. The record is from the annotation of a GenBank genome assembly. Lineage: Eukaryota; Viridiplantae; Streptophyta; Magnoliopsida; Malpighiales; Linaceae.
UAAACUAAUGAUACGAUUCUUCUUUAGCCACCAUUGGUCCGUUUGUUCCUUUGAUUUAUCCGCGCAAAAGAAACAGAGCAUAGGACAAAAAUCCCCCCCAAAAUCCAGAUCGAAAAAUGCCCAUUACCGAGGGAGGCUUCUUCUUCUUCCUCAUCUUCUCCACCUUGAUCAUAUAUCAUCCAUUAAUCACUCGCCAAUUAAUCGAUCAACAUUCACCAGCAGAGCAACAAUGGCGCCGCCGACUCUCGCGGCCUCUGCAGAUGAAGAUGGGAUUCACGAGCAACUACUUCGCGCCGACGUGGAAUCCGGCAAUCACGAUCCCCCCACCGCCGCCGGAGCUAAAUUCCGCAUCAACAACUUAACCAAGUUGAGCGACGCCGCCCCCUGCGGCGGCGUCCCGAUCUUGCGCGGGGUGGAGAUGGAAAUCCCUAGAUCCCAAAUCAUCGGAAUCAUCGGCCCCAGCGGCAGCGGGAAAUCGACGCUUCUCAGAUCCCUAAACCGCCUCUGGGAGCCACCGCGAGGCACCGUGUUCCUCGACGGCCGCGACAUCACCGAGAUCGACGUCGUCUCCCUCCGCCGGAAAGUCGGGAUGCUGUUCCAGCUCCCGGCGCUGUUCCAGGGCACGGUCGCCGACAACGUCCGGUACGGCCCCAAGCUGCGAGGGGAAAAUCUGUCGGAAAAGCAGGUCCGCAAGCUCCUUUCCAUGGCGGAUCUGGACCCGUCCUUCUACGGGAAGAAAGGGAGCGAGCUCUCCGUCGGGCAGGCGCAGAGGGUCGCUCUGGCGAGGACUCUGGCCAACGAGCCGGACGUCCUCCUGCUCGACGAGCCCACCAGCGCUCUGGAUCCGAUUUCGACGCAGAAUGUUGAAGAUGUUCUGGUUAAGCUGAAAAACGAUCAGGGAAUGACCGUCGUCAUGGUCUCCCACAGUAUCAAGCAGAUUCAGAGGGUUGCUGAUCUGGUUUUCUUGCUCGUCGAUGGUGAAAUCGUUGAGGUUCUCCGGCCUGAUGAGCUCGCUCAAGCUAAGCAUCCCAUGGCGCUCAGGUUCCUCCAGCUCAGUUCUUGAACAAAAGGGUAAUUGAUUGGCAUGUUACUGAAAUCAACCAUUGUAAUUACAUAAAUAAAUCAUCGUGUCAACAUCGUUGGAUUGUUUUUCUAUUACGAAGAUUUCGAUUUACAUAACAACCGUGUAAUCGAAUUGAUUACCGAAUUACGAAAUUAUAAAUCUUGGG